Podospora anserina S mat+ is the source of this 1839-nucleotide messenger RNA. RefSeq lists its product as uncharacterized. Lineage: Eukaryota; Fungi; Ascomycota; Sordariomycetes; Sordariales; Podosporaceae. Bases 1 to 1839 code for a protein of 612 amino acids. The record is from RefSeq and is a predicted model, not a curated record. The transcript is spliced from 11 exons.
AUGGCUUCCUUCCCCGAUUUUCAAAUCCAAAUCGAAAGCCCAGGCGGCGAGCCGUUCCCUUCCAUCUCUAGCAAAACGCUGGGUUCCGAUGUGGAAAAAGCAACGUUGUCCAAGCUCAGGGGCCUUUGCCGCAUCCCAAAGAAAUACGCCUUCAGCACCAAUGGCAAAAAUGCCCUCUCCGACAGCACGUCUCUCAAUGACUACAUCCACUUGACCCCUGACAACCUUGCCAGCCUUUCUCCCGAAGCAAAGGCCACCGAGAAGGUAGAGGGAGCACCAGCUGCUGAGACGGAGGAAAAGCCCAAGCCCAAGGGUGUUCCCUUCGUCACAGUUCAUCUCGUCUCCACGGUCGUGGCCAGCAAGCCACAGGAGAACGUCCCGCAAUCCACUGUGAUCUCUGAUCUCAAAAACCUACUCGGAAGCGCUGGCAAAGGAGUUGAUGGCGGCAAACUCGGGAAUACCGCCGAGUUGUUGGGAAAGCUUGACUCUCUGCAGCAAAAUUACGCGACGACAGCUAUUUCCAGGGAUUACACCGAACCCGCCGAUUUGACUGAGACGCAGUGGGAGAAUAUCCUGUUCAAUAACCGGAUUCUGCAUGGCUACACCCACAUGCCAGGCACCGGACUCUUGGUCAAGGCCCCCAAGAGAGCCUUCUCAAUCCGUCGUCCGCUCCAGGCACCUUCUCCGGAUCUCGGCGAAGUAGCGAAAGCCCCAGUGCCAGAGGAAAAGGCACUCGACAAGACGAGCGACAAGAAGGUGGUGAAGGAAUAUCUGAACACUGUCCCAGGCAUUCCAUCUUUCUACAUCGAUGACGACUCCAAGGUCACCGUCACCGAAACCAGGACUGCGUUCCAACGGUCCAUGGCGCGGGAAGGAUUCAGUUCCACAGCUAUUGAAGCAAAUGCAAGCGGGAGCCCGUUUGGCAAGUCGAUCUCUGCCUCCGCGGCCCUCUCCGACGAGAAUUCCUACAGCAAGAAGAGUCUCACUGAAGAGACCGACUUUACCUUGGAGGUCGCUUACAAGUUCCCCCGCGUAGCCAUAGACCUCUCCCCCCGCUACCUCCAGCUCUCCGACGAGUGCGAGGAAGCAAUCAAGAACAUCAAGAGCGACUACGACAAAGUUCAGUUCAUCAAUGACUACGGUGACGCAUUCCCAACCAAGGUCGUCCUCGGCGGUUUCCUCCGCAGCAGCCGCCAAGUCAUAGUCAAGACCAACGAGCAACUCGAUGCAGCCAAGGAAGAGACCAAGAAGGCCGCCGGCCUCAGUUUUGCCUCACCCCAAGUGAGCUUUGGGGUGAACUACGCCAAGACCACCAGUGACACCACAACGACGACCCAGGGCCAGACGAUCGGGAACGCUGCCUUGACCUGGGAGGCGCGUGGUGGAGACACUGUGCUUUGUUCCAACCCAUCUGCCUGGGCCUCAACCGUAAAGGACUACCGCUACUGGCGCAUCACCGAGCAAUCCCAAACCGUCUCCCUCGUCCGCAUAAUAGACGGCAUAGACCCCAACAUGGCCCACAAAGUCGAAUUCCCCAACCAAAAAGACGACAAGUUCCCCGACGACGGAGACCUCCCCGAGUCAGAGCUCAUCGACAAAGCCACCAACCUCCUCAUGGGACCCCCCAGCUCAGUGCCAAUGCAAAUCGUCCUCAAGGCCUACCGGGAAGACACCGACAAGAAGGGCUACCACGCCUGGCUGAAGAAGGAGCAUUCCGCCGAGUACGACGACCUGGAAAUCAAAGACCAGGGGGCUGGCUGGGACAGCCUGACGGAUAGUUGCAAGACUUAUUACAUCAUCUAUGUGUACAAGGCGAAGGACAAGAAGGUUUUUACUUGA